This is a messenger RNA of Lutra lutra (Eurasian river otter), 1689 nucleotides long. It is a transcript of the gene MED4, whose product is annotated as mediator complex subunit 4. Bases 483 to 1295 code for a protein of 270 amino acids. Lineage: Eukaryota; Metazoa; Chordata; Mammalia; Carnivora; Mustelidae. The record is from RefSeq and is a predicted model, not a curated record. Gene Ontology annotation, cellular component: core mediator complex; mediator complex. The transcript is spliced from 7 exons. Gene Ontology annotation, molecular function: transcription coregulator activity. Gene Ontology annotation, biological process: regulation of transcription by RNA polymerase II.
UGGCUCCUGUCAUAGGGUGCUUACAACCUCUAGGAGAGGCCUAACAGGAAGGUGGGGUUAGCAUUAUAGAGAUGCAGACUAAAGAUGUAGGUUAAUGCUGAGGCCAGCUCAUUUCACAAAGAAACUAAUAGGAGACGUAGGUCAUUAUGCAAUUUCCUCAAAUGCUUAUGAUCCGUUGAAUCUCCCAUUCCUACUUGAAAACCAUAAGGCACAGGGCAACCUGACCGCCUUGUGCCUUUGUUUUCUGGCUCUCCUGCCUGGGUUGGACCUGAGAACUUCUCCUCUGUGGCCCAUCAGAUGGCGCCGCCGCCUGCAGUGCAUCUCCAGGUGCAUAGGUGGCGCUGUAGCCCUGGCCUCUUUACCACCACCACCACCCCACCUUACCCCGCCCCGCCUCGGUGACCCUUACUUCCGCCUCCGGAGCCCGCCUCUCUUCGUAGGGACUCAGCUGCGCAGUCUCCGGCCGCGGGCCUGUGGAGAGCAUGGCGGCGUCUUCAAGUGGAGAGAAGGAGAAAGAGCGGCCGGGAGGCGGUUCUGGAGCGGCCGGCGGUAACAGCACGCGAGAGCGACUGCUGUCUGCGCUGGAAGAUCUGGAGGUCUUGUCGAGAGAACUUAUAGAAAUGUUAGCAAUUUCAAGAAACCAAAAGUUGUUGCCACCUGAUGAGGAAAACCAGGUCCUGGAGUUGUUAAUUCACAGAGAUGGGGAAUUUCAAGAACUGAUGAAAUUGGCACUCAAUCAGGGAAAAAUCCAUCAUGAAAUGCAAGUUUUAGAAAAGGAAGUGGAGAAGAGAGACAGUGAUAUUCAGCAACUACAAAAACAGCUCAAGGAAGCAGAACAAAUACUGGCAACAGCUGUUUACCAAGCAAAAGAAAAACUCAAAUCAAUAGAAAAAGCAAGAAAAGGUGCCAUCUCCUCUGAAGAAAUAAUUAAGUAUGCACAUAGGAUUAGUGCAAGUAAUGCUGUAUGUGCCCCACUGACCUGGGUUCCAGGGGACCCACGGAGGCCAUACCCAACUGAUUUGGAGAUGAGAAGUGGAUUAUUGGGUCAAAUGAACAAUCCUUCCACUAAUGGUGUAAAUGGUCAUUUACCAGGGGAUGCACUAGCAGCAGGCAGAUUGCCAGAUGUCCUUGCUCCACAAUAUCCAUGGCAGUCAAAUGACAUGUCAAUGAAUAUGUUACCACCAAAUCACAGUAAUGACUUUUUGUUGGAACCUCCCGGGCAUAAUAAAGAAAAUGAAGAUGAUGUAGAAGUUAUGUCAACAGACUCCUCUAGCAGCAGUAGUGACUCUGAUUAAACACACAAAAGACAAAAUUCAUACAGAAUUGAAUACUGUGGGGGCACUUGGGUGACUUGGUUGAGCGUUGGACUCUUGAUUUUGGCUCAGGUCACUAUUUCAGGGUUUUGAGAUCAAGCCCUGCUUCAGGCUUUGUGCUCGGCAUGGAGUCUGCUUAAGAUUCUCUCUCCCUCUGCCCCUCCUCCCACCUCCUUUUCUAGAAAACAAACAGAACAGAAUAGAUUACUAUGGAAUUCUGUUUCUUAAACAGUUGUAAGCCUGUAAUAAAUAGCUAGGUCAUACUGGCUCUAGUGGAAUUGUACAACCCAUAAAAAUCACUGGACUUUAAAGCCAAAAAUCAUGGUUUCAGUUCUAAACCACUAAGUAAAUAUUUAAAGAAUAAUCAAAAUUUACU